UCUACAGCAGGGAAGGGCGUUCUUGUCACGGUCAGACCCUACUAGUCAUGCAGGGGGUGUGGGUCCACCGGCGCAAAGGAAAACCCACAUUUUUCAUUGUUAGGGACACGGUGGAAUGUGAUGGUUUGAUCCUACAGCGCAGGGAGUGGAGGGAAGAAACAACGAAGGCAGUUAAGGAGGAAAACAAACCCUGUCCCGCUGGUGUACCAGUAAAAUUUGUGAAAGAACUUGUGUUCAGUCUGGUUCAAACCUACACUCUUCUUGUCGGAACUCUUCGACACAAAGCGAAUCAAUUUGGGGACUAUCGCAGAUUCUUUUUUCAUGGCAAGGGCAUGUGGAUGGAGCUCCAUAGUGAAACCAUCUGGUGACCGACGGGCUGCAUUUACCAGCUGCUUAGCACCCAACACAAGAGGAUCCAUAGAAAGUGAUAGACACGCAUGUUGACCAUCAAGCUGAGGGGAGUUGAAGGAAUAAGAACCAACCAAAGAAAAAGGGAGAAGACAUUGUGUGGAGAGGAGAAAGGGACUGAACAUAACUCAACAUUACGGACUUGUGACUCAUCAUUUUAACCAGAGAAGGACUGCCACACAAAUGUGGACCUCCCAAAAAGUAGUAAAAUAAUUUCCCCUUUCCAUAUAGAAGACAACAGCAAUAAUAUCUGUGAUGUCUGAAAACAAAGACAUAACGAAUCGCCACCUGCGGCACAAGCUGCAAAGCCUGGGACGACGGCUGGAUGAGCUUGAGGAGGCCACCAACAAGCUCCAGAAGUCUGAAGAUGAGCUGCUGGAUCUGCAGGACAAGAUCAUCCAGGCAGAGGGCAGCAACUCCUCCAUGCUGGGCGAUGUAGAGGCGCUGCGCAAGCGGCUGCUGAGGAUUGAAGGCAAAGACGAGGAGGUGUGUAAGGCAGAGGAUCUCUGCCGCACAGUGAGGGAGAAACUGGAGGAGGAGGAGAGCUUGACCAAGGACCUAAAGUCUGAGAUUGAGCGCCUGCAGAGGAGGAUGGCUGAGUUGGAGAAGUUGGAAGAGGCCUUCGGCAAGAGCAAGUCAGACUGCAGCCAGCUCUGCCUCAAUCUCAAUGAAGAGAAGAACCUGACCCGGAAGCUCUCCUCUGAGCUUGAGGCCCUCAAGGCCCGUGUGAUGGAAGUGGAUGCAUCAGAGGUAAGGCUGGACCGGGCUGAGAAGUUUCUGGCAGGGGAGCUGGAGCAGCUCAAGGGCCUCACUCAGACUUUUGUGAGUGAGAGGAAGAGGCUCCUGGAGAAGCAAAGGGAGGAUGAGAAGCUUAUACUAAAACUGACAGAAAAGCUGGAUUGUCAGAAGAACAGGAUCGGCCGAGCAGAUCCCAGCCGCACAGACUUGAGGGACCUCCGCAUUGAAGAUGACCUCUCAUCUGGCCUGACUAGCAAGCUGGGGCGCAAGAAGAGCGUGGACUACCUGAAACUGGGCGAUGACGUUGGGCUAAGGAAUAAGUCAGAAAAUGAGAAGAACAGCCUUGAUGGCCAGGAAGACAACAAAGUCAAGGAACUCACACAGGAAGUUGAGAGGCUGAAGAACCGGCUGAAGCAACUGGAACUAGUGGAGGAGGAUCUCAAGAACACAGAGUCAAAGAGCGGAGAGCUGCAGGAGAAGUUCCAACAGGAGAGGUCCCGCAGCAGAGCCCUCAACGAUCAGGUGGAGCAGCUUAGAAUGCAGCUGUGCAGUCACGGCAAUGGAGGGCUUAGCAGUCCAGCAAAGGUCCUUGAGAAUGGCAAGGCAGAAAAUGAAGAGAUCAAUGUCCGGGGUGGGUUCAGGAAGGACAAGCCUAAGUACAGGAGUGCUGCAGCUGCAGAGCCAGCCGCCCCCAAGUACAAGAGCAGAGAGCUGUCCCCGCAGCACAAGAGGGAGACCAAGCUGAGGAGCAAAGAGCUGAGCAACUCUGAGGAAAUUUCUCCAAAGUCUGUCAGGAGGGCACUCAGUCCUUCACACAAGAGCAGGAGGACACCAAAGACUGGAUCUUCAACUGCCUCUGACAAUGUAGUGAAAGAAAUAGGUAGAAGGGUGGAGGACAAAACAACAAGGGGAGGAGCCCAUACUCCUGUUAGCACGUCUUUGAGUGACAGCAAGAAGGUCUCGGUUCUUAAUCGCUACCCUCCAGCAGCUAAUGACCAGAAGCCAUGGAAGACAUCUCAGAAGCCAAGUGAGAGUGAAAGCAAAAAGAGCCAAGUGGAUAAGUUUUCUAGAUUGAAUGUUGGUUGUGACAGUGAGUCAAACAAUUCUGUUGUGGUGCCUGAAAGCUCAAGCAAGACCAACACAGUCUCCCCUCCUGAAAAGGAUGCUUCUGAGUCUGACCUGGUGUCUGUGGACCUGGUUCAAGAGGCUCCUCCAGUGUCAAACCUCUCACAGGCCAAUGGGUCGUACACUGCCUACAAGUCCCAUGUGUCCCCGCUGGUCAGUGAUCAUGGCUCUGAGGGUCACUCUUCAGCCUCUGAGACUGAAUCCAGUGGGUCCAGGCCCUCAGAACCAGAGCCUGUGUCUGAGGUGGCAGCACUGAGUAGCAGAACCUCCAACUCUCCGAAGUACUCUAGAUACUCUCGCCUACAAGACUCCCAGUCAGAGGGUUCCUCCACCAGGAGCUCGAUUGACGAGGAGCAGAACAGGCUGUUGAUGGCUGAAGGGGGAUAUCUGGAGCCCACUCACACCCCAGCAGGGAUGGAGGUCCGCAGGGUCUGCAGCCCACGGGAAGCCCUGAGGUCAAAGGCAGUCAUCAAGCCGGCCAUUGUGGAGAUUGAUAGGAAGGAAGUUAUGAUAUCCGGAGUCGGGGCAGAGUUCUUGACCUCCAAUGGCAAGCCCAAAAUCUCCACGAAACCUGUCCUGACCACCAACAAGAUGACCAGCAGCAUCACUAUCUACCCCAACGAUCCCAGCUCUUCCAGGACCAGCAGCCGCAGCAGCAGUGUAUCCAGCGAGCCACCAGUCAAGGAACGCCACACGUCCACUAGCAACAUUGUCAUCGGGCCCAGUGAGCACAGGGGGAACAUCUCCAUCCCCUAUGAGAUCUCCAUUCCCAAGAGUGAGAUCACCCUCCGGCCAUCCAUAGAUGGCCCGGACAAAACAGAUCAACCAGGGGUGCUAGGGAUGGCCCGUGCGGAGACGCACCUACGCCCCCGAAGCAGCUUCAGCCUCCAGUCACCGGAGACCAUCUCAGACUUCAACAACGACACAGAGUCAGGUUUCGAGAGCAGCAGUAGCAGCACUACCACCGUCACCAGCUGGAGGAGACACCACGGCCACCACACCUCCCAGGACGACGGUCUCCCAGAGAUGAGAAACCUGACUGUGCGGAGCACCUGGAGGAACAGGGGGGCGGCAUCUGUGGACGAGCCUGGCCAGGGAGCCAGGCUGGAAGGGGUGGGUUCUGAAGAUGAGUUAGAGUCGGCCACCACGUGGAGGGCGUACCGAGCCACCACUGUCCUGGACAAGGAGGAGAAGGUUAAUGCCACAGGGGCCUCUACAUCACGGGCAGCCAAGCCAUCGCCAGCAGAGCUGUACAUGCGCAGGAUUAAGAACAGUGUGGUGACCACCAGGGACAUUGCAGAGCCGGUGCGCCGGAGCAAGAGCUCUCUGUCACCAACUGAGGGAGUUAUGCAGAGGAGUAUCCCCCACGAGCCUGUCAGUUCUCAGGAGCUCACGCCCCGGCAGACACAACCCAUGGCUGCUGACAACACUAACUCCAGCUCUUGGUCACGGAGGACGAGGCCGGCGCCCGGUGACCUGGGUACCUACGAGAGGGAGAGAGUGAGGAGCUCCAGGCCUGACCUAGGGGCCAGCAGAGGAACGGGAACCACGGCUUCCAGACCAGAGCUGUGGUCCAGUAGGGGUCAGGCUGGCCAUGCGGAGAGGAUGACCGGGCGCGGCAAUCGACCAUGGAGCAACCGUCAGACCGACAACUAAACCGGCCAACCGUCUUAGUAGCUCCGCUUCAUAAUGUCCAGAGCUCUCCAUGCCCCCAAACUGCUUGGAGCCCCUCAACAAGGAGAAAUGUACUGUAUCAAGCAUAUCUAAAUCCCCGAGCAACAGCAGUCACAGCCAUACAGAAGAAUAACAACUCUCAAGUCCCUGUCCAGCACCUACCCAUGCUUCUCGGUGUGCAAAAACAAGAUGGCCGCCCUCUGAAACCUUCAACCACACCCUUCCAUUUGACACAACAUCAGUUGUAUUAUAAUAUGCCCAUAUACAGUAUCGCUCUGGUGUGGACCUCACCACCAGUGAAUGUAUCCUCUUCCGCAUCUUCUCCUACCAGAUGUAUUAUAAUGUAUUCCUCAGACUCGACAAGGGAGAGAUGAUCACUUGGGUGACUGGGCCUAGAGGUGUGUGUGCUUGUGUGUGUGUGGGGGGGGGGGGAGAAGAGGAGAGACACAGGAAGGAAGGAUUUGUUGUCUUUCGGAGUGGACCGUUACAAGACCUCACUUUGGAACUUCCCAGCGGAGCAGCACAAAGGAUGUACCCAUGUGACCAGAAACGGGGAGCGAAUUACUUGGAUUAAAAAUAAAUCUACUCUGAUCUUUGACUUAUUCAAACUUAAUUCGGUGAGCGCAUAGACCAUGCAUUUGCUUUAUACUGACAACUAGAGAACAACCAAUAUGGGUUUAAGGGCCUAUACUGAUACUGAUUUUUGGAGGUCAAGGAGGCCGAUGGACAAUAUUUUAUGCCGAUAAUGAAUAUAAUUACAUUUUAGCAUUUUGAUAAAUUCCCAGAGACAGCCAUAAAUCAAUUAUACAAUCAAUUGUACUUUAAAAAAAAUAAUCUACAUAACACAAUGGUAAUCAUUGUUUUGAAUGCUUAAUCUCUUGAUAAACUGGGUAAAUCAAGAUGGCAUUGGCUUGCCUACUCACAAUACAGGUCAAAUCAUACCCAAUACGACUGCAUGCAUUCAGCUUUUGAACUAAUUUGGGCUCAUUUCAAUGAUCUAUGGGUCUACAGAUGACAAUCUGUUUCCCUUCUAUUUGGGACCAUGUUAGCCUCAGGGUUGGGGAGUAAACUUGAUUACUUUUAAAUUCAGAAAUGAUGUUUGUGGGAAAAACAUACAUUGUGAUACCGUUCUGUUUUUUCAAUGACAUUCAAUGAAUCAUUGAAAAAAGGUGCAAGUGUUAAGUUUGUUCCACUUGAGGGAGUCUGACCAGAAGUAAGACACCACUAUGAUGACACACCAAAUGUGUUUGAUGGAUCCUUUUUGUCUUCUUCGCAUGCCUCUUAAGAGGAAAGUAAUCCAAAAGUAACUGAGAGUAAUCAUAUUGUUACUGAUUACAAUUUUGGACAGGUAACUGUAACACAUUCCAUUUAGAAAGUAGUCUACCAAACCCUGUUAGGCCUAGUGAUCGACAAAAUGUUAAUAGAAGUAGCCUAUUGUCUUCUUUUAUGAAGACGUGCGCUGUCUCUUUAAAGGUGCUACACAUAGGAUUUUUCUGAAUUGUUGCAUUGUAAUUAUAGAAAAUGUUCAUAAUAGAGAGGAAUGAUAGUGUUUCACAGUGUUACUUAUCCGCCAGUGUUGUGAUUGGCUGUGAUAUUCGCAUAGUGAUUUCUCCCGCCAGAGCUGCAUCUGUUGUCAAAAUGGGAAAGCUGUUUUGACUUUGUGGCUGUGUUAUCUAGUGGGAAAGGGGUCAAUCGGACAAUGUAGAAGUCGCUCCGUCAUUUACUGGUUGUUAAAAUUCUACACUGUUCGCUCAAUUUCAGUUUGUGAGAAAACAAACACUUAACAGUGUAGGGCAGUGGUCACCAACCUUUUCUGAGUCGAGAUCACCUUGAGUAAAAAAUGCAAGCCGAGAUCUACCGCUCUUUUUUUUUAACAUGACUUAAAAAAAACGUACGCCUAUGCAACAUUAACCAAUUAAAAACGGUUAUGUAGCAAUGAGGUUUGUGCAGUAGGCUAUAGGCCCAAUACAUUAUCGCUGCAUAUGGACUAUGCUUGAAUUGCCGUGCCAAUGUUGUUCUUCUCAUUUUGGAAUUAUGGGUAUAUGAUCACACUGGUAAUAGAUCCAUUUAAUUUUUUUUUUUACUGGACUGAUUGCCUGGAUCUAUUGGGCAGUCUGAGAAGGGAGCGAGCAGCGGUGAGGUUGACCCUCACCCGACUCACCGUCCCUUCGCUCUCCCUCCCUCUGCUGUGAAAAUGGGACACAGUCUUCCAUCUGAUGGCGAAACUCAAGUCGCACUGCAUUAUUUCUGCUUCAUGCAAUAUUCCAUGUUGCCAGAGAAAGUUAAAUAUUCCUUGAUAUUAAAAAAGACAAGCCACUAAUAAUAACAACGCAAGCUUUGCUGUACUCAUUUAUUGCAGCAGCAGUGCUGGUUGUAGCGUGAGUGGAAGUAGGGAGAAAGUGCAUUUUAUGGCUUAUAAAAGGUGUUGAACAGUGUGUUGACAGUGCUGAAUAGCAACUUAGACAUGAACUUACUCAUAAAAACAGAAACUCUUUGAUGUAUUUGUUGAGUCUCUCUAGUCCAUGGUUUUAAAUGUUUUUUGAAAUCUCACAGUAUCAACUUUGCUUCUUUUUACAGUCUAUUGCUCGGGGAAACAGUGCAGUGAUCUGAGCAGUGAUCUGAUUAGACAUAGGUAGGCCUAUAGGUGCACUUGAAUUGCUUUCUGGGCCUGCCGGGUAGGUCGGCGUUCCACUUUCAGACACAUGAAGUGGUUCAAAAUGGGAUUAAUUUGCCUUCCCAUCGCUAGGGCUGCUGAAUCAGGUAAACUUACCGUCAACAGUGAGAAACCAAUAAAAAAAUAAAAAUAGGAACGCAAGGCUUUAUCAUAGUUUUUUUACAGAAAUGUUUGGUGAUUGACUAGAAAUGCUUGGAGAUCAACCAGUCGCUCGCAAUCGACCGGUUGGUGACCACUGGUGUAGGGAAUCAUUGUACCAUCUAAAUCGCUGUGAAAUAUCUUUUCAAAAACAAAAAGCUGGUGGACGAAAACCAAAAGUUAAAGGUGUGAGAAGUAAAGUGUGAGCCUCCGCCUUGUUAUGGGGAAAUGGGAUGCUGGGGAGGGGGAGAUUUGUUUUGAAUGCGGCCGAGUGCUGUUACAAUUCACCUAGCUUCCAACUUGGGAGAAAUUUGAGGUGUAGCACCUUUUUUAAGAGAAAAUACACCACUCAGGACUCAUGUAGCCAGGCAAUUCGAGAGAAGAAACCACUGGCCACUCAUGUAGUCAUUUAGCAGUGAAUUAUUAACCCAAUUUUUGUUGACAAUCAGCUUUGAAAUGAGCAUGUUUUGCUUUAUGGUAGCUACCACAAAAAGUUCUAGGGUAGUGAACUGACGUUAGCAAAGUUGUCUUUAUGAACACUAGCUAUUGGUAUGUUGUUUUGUAAAGUGCUGCAGUCUGUAUGGACAUUGUUUUGCCAAACAGUAAAUUAACACUAAACAUUUCUACAUUCCAUGUGGCACUAUUCAAGUGUGCUAAAUUUAUAUGCAGCAUGAGUGGGUAGCUAGCAAGCAUCCCAGAGGUUCCUUGAGGACAGGCUAACUAGCAAUGGGUGGUGCCGGCUUGCAGGAGUUUCACACGAGAGGCGCUGAGGCUUUAAAAGGGAAACCGGCUGCGCCGAUAGAAUAGGAAAGGCUAAUAUCGGCACAAAAUAUUGUCCCGACCAACUAUUUGUCGUUCUUUACCGACAACCAUAGCAUUUUUGCAGGGUUUUAUUUUGCACAUUGCGCACACACACACACAUGCACCUAAAGCUAUUUUUAAACCCACAAAACAUGACUAUCGUCCCAGAGAAUGCAUAAUGUCGGCCUGAAAGGGGUUUGAAUGUAGGGCUUUGCAUGUUUCUACGUACUGUAUAAGAGGAGCGUUUUGAAGUUGUGUGCCUCCUGCAUGCCCUCUGCUUUAAGAACAACAAAGAUAAGGACCCUGUCAUAGAUGCACAUUCUUAUUUACUUAUAGGCUGCAUACAACAUAUCGUCUUCAACACCAGAACCUAAGCAUUACGGAAGUUGGUAGCCAAGGACUUUGAUCAAACCUUCAGAUUGUGCUUCAUUUUGUUUCUCAGUCAUUCACUCCCUGUUGCUCACCAUCACCCCCCCCCCCCCCCCUCCCAACUGGAAUUGUGGAAUAGAGCGGAUUGUCUGUUUGGACAAAUGGCAAAAAAGAAGGUCCACCCCUUUUUUGUCUGCACUCAAUGAAUAAUUGAAUGCAUGUAUUUUAGCUUGGGGAGGGGGCAUAUACUGAAUAUUAGUCAUCUGGAAGAGGACUACUAUUCCUAGGGUGCUUUGCUUCAGCACACCUCCCUCCCUGGACUGGACACAGAAUGGAGGCUCCGACUGGAACUGCUGACCUGGAUCUAGCUGUAAACUCUGCAGCGCUGCUGUGAACAGCCAAUCCAGCACAGGAAGCAAGGCAUUGGGCUCGUGUUGUCCAAUAUCCACAAGGAACAAUCAGUCCAAAUGUACGCGACUGGGUUCGCAGUGCGAAUCGUCUCAACUCAACUUUUUUUUCUUUUCUAUAGAAAUGUAUUUUGUUUUAAUAUUAAAACUGGACUUUUUGUUGUUGGAUAAGGGAAGGUUUGGUGUCACUCUGGCCAUAAACCUAGAAAUCAUGGGGGUGCCAUAGAAACACCACCAGCCUAGUUUUGAGGUCUGAUAUACUCUUACAUAUACACACUGCAAUAUUCAUAAAGGCAAUACUCUGUGAACUCUAAACUCCUAACUACAAACUCUGGUAGGAGGGGUACCAUAUCGCUUCAGGAAUGGCAGCUGAACCUGAGAAUGACCUUUGCUUGUUGGCUUGGCUGUCAUUGUAAAGCAAAAGAGCUAAUUAACCUCCCCCCUCAGAUCCUAUUGGAGAGUCAGUGUAUUAUUACGCCAUGCGAUGACUAGGACGUUGGAUCCAGAAUGGGGUAAUACAGGUGUUAAUACGGUUCAUAUCGUUCUACGGCCAGCUUGUUCACUAGUUCUCUUAGAGGUCUCGCCAGUCAGAUAUCAAGUUUCCUAUGCGAGAUUGACCAGAGAGGUAGGAGUUUCCCCAUGAUACCGGUCAGUUGUUGUAGUUUAGCUUUACCUGUAUAGUACCAGCCAACCAGCAUUUUCACUGUAGCUUUCAUAUUUAUUAAUUAUUUACUACAAAAUGCAUAUACCUAUUUUUCAUUGUGAACUUUGCAGUUUGGUGAUGGGGACCUAUCAUUUACAGGCCUUUUUAGAUUUCAUAGCGUAUUGAGAAUGGGAAAUGGAAGAAGUCAUCACACAGAAUACAAAAAUAAUGACCCCCGACCCUGAAAUCACCACCUUGUAUUCCUCUAACCCUGUGGAAAUUGGAGGUGCAAUUACCCUCCUGCUAUCUAGCAAUUUACGUGUUUACCUUUUUAAAUAAUUAUUCCUCCUUACUGUCAAUGCUGUGUGUGUGAUAAUCCUGGUCUAGAAUUAUGAGAGGAAGUUUUAGUCAAGGUUUGUCUACUGGUUAUUGUGUGGACAAGUAUAAGGAAUGCUCAUUGAGAGAAUAUUUUAUAGAAGAACAUUUUCCAGAAUAUACCAAGAACUUCCAAUCUUUUGAAUUGAAAAGUUUUGUUUUGGGACCCAUAAACAUAUGUUCGCUGCCCAAAAUGUUCUGCCCUUUCGAUUCGCCUGUUAGAAGGGCUCCGGUUCAGCUCAGCUCAGCAUCAUAAAGCAUUAGUGUUGCCAUGUGGUCCCUUACACAGCUACUGGCCCGUCUGCGAACAUGUGUUUAGUGCAAACGCACACCGCUUGAUGCUGUUCAGAAGCCCUGGGCUGAUGUGCCAAGGGCUACGUGACGACUUGGCCCCGCGACCAGUCCUCCUCGGUUACCAGCAUGACAACCGCCAGCCGGCCACUCGUUCCAAAUCUGUGUUUCCGACCUUGUCACUUCUGUCCUGCACAGUGGUUCUGAGAAGGGAAGAGUACAGUGGUUCCAGUUUCCCCCCUUUUUCUCCUCCUUCCCCUACCUCAAGAAUGCCUUGAUUCUUAACGCCCGUGAUAAGCAAUGCUAGUUCUGAGAGCCGUUUUACAGGCUGCCAAAGCUUGCCAGCAGACACUGAUAUACAGCUCCCGGGUAACCGAAAGGUCGAAGGUCAAGGCUGGAGCUAAUCGCGUCUUUCCCUUUGACUUUGGAGGGUUAUAAAUACUGGGGGGGAAAUCGAGACGAUUUGGCAGCGUCCAGCACUAGCCCCGAAACCGAGGCAGUCGAUGGGUGUCCAGUCAAAACUGGGCCGCUCUGAUGUGCCAAAAUCCACAUGCUAGUGGUUGUUGUCCAUCAUAGCCAAGGGAUUUAUGUAUAAUGCUCAUAUUCAAGUGUCUGUGCAGACUCUCGAUGCGAAUCACUCACUGGGGAUAUUUUGAUAGUAGGUAAAUUGAGCUUGAGCUCCUUUUUAAGAAGGUACGGAUUUCGGAGCUCCGUGUCAAAGUUGAGCCCAGAACACGUGCACUUCAACGGUCAUAGACGUACGUCGCCAUGGCUCGGGUAUCAUCAUAUCAUUAAUCCUAUGAUGUUAGGCCAGCACCCCUUCCCCCGCCAUACAGUCUCCCCUGCCCCCCUACACGGGGGGGGGGGGUCCCAGGAUGACAGCAGCUGUCGGAAACCAUAGGUUUAAUGUGCUCUCCAAGGGUCGUCCCGGAGAUGGGCUUCAAAGAAAGAAGUCUGAACCCCCCCCCCCCCCCCCCCAGCAGAAAUGCACGUCCACUUCUCCCCUACAUGGCCCGUGUGUACAUGAACACUUCACUGUAACGUUACCAUAACUUUGGUGGUCCGAUUAGGUAUGAUAGGAGAAAGACUAGGUUUAGACAGGAAGAACCUCCCACCAUUUUGAGAUGAGAACAGAACGGUUAACUCUCCUCAUUCUGUAUCUUCUGGUGUAUAAACAUCUGUUAUUUACACGUCAUUGUUUUUUCCUCUCUUACAAAGUAGCGGAGAAUGUACUUAACGGAGGGAGGCUAAGAGACCGGAAAUGGCUCUUUGGAAUGAGUUGGCAUUGGUCCUCAAAGGCCUCCUUUGUAAUUGGAGGGUUCAUGGUGUCAAUGGACUUCAGGAACGGUAAUCUGCACUUAACCAGCACUUAACUUAAGACCCUACAUAAGUAAGCCCCCUUUUGUCAAAAGUCACUUUUGCGUGUGUCCCUGACAAUUUUAUUCCACUCUUUGUGAUUAUUUUUCUUUGCUGAAUGUAUGGUCAUCAAAGGGUGUGUGUGUGUGUGUGUGUGUGUGUGUGUGUGUGUGUGUGUGUGUGUGUGUGUGUGUGUGUGUGUGUGUGUGUGUGUGUGCGUGCGCAUGUUUUUUUUGCACCGGCCAAAUUGAAAUUGAUUGAAAGCAACAACUCGUCCGAUAGCGUGAGGAGUUGUAGACUGUUAUUGUACAAAUUAUUAUGGAGUCCUUCAUUUAAAAAACAACAACAAUUGUGAUGAUUUCGUGAGGCAUGGCACUCGAUCACAUCCGUGUCUUUGCCUUCUAACAUUGUGCCAAAAUCAUUCCACAGUGUUUCCAUUUUACAGUCCGUGAGACAGCGCCAGUGUUUUCCAAGAUGGAUACCCUGUCUCUUUGACUAUUUGUGCUGAAAUAAGGGGAAAUAUUCAAUUUUAGGGUUUUUCUUUUGUUUUCCGCCCAUGUAUUUUUGUGUCAGUUUUGUAAAACAAAAGAUGUCUUAUUUUGGAAGCUGUAUCAGAUUUUAUUUAAGAAAAUCUUGUAAUUUUGUAAAGUGGGCCUUAUUGAAAUAUAUUUAGUAUUUGUCCUCUUUGAUUGUAAGGAUUUCAUUUUUGCUAGAUACUGUAUGCAUCUUUCUCAUUAAUGCAUUCCUGGAGAGUACUUUCCCCUUUUUGUUUUAGUGCGAGAGAUGUCUCAUGACCUUGAGCUAUGAGAUGGCAAGAGGAGAGAGACAUGUCAGAAGCCAGCCUUGUGUCAUAGUCAUUGAAGAAUGAGAGUAAUGUACAUUUUAUCAGGAGUGGGUCUGCUAGGAGUCAACAGUCUUAAGUCAUUUGCCAUGUGGCGUCCUGUUUUAUUAGCGGUUCAGGAAUCAGUCAGUCGGUCCAGGUUUUUUGCUACUCUGUCCCCCCCCCCCCCCCAUAAAUUCAGGGUUUGUUCAUCUUGUGUGCUGUUUGCAAAUGCUGCCAAAGAGAAAUAUGUUUAGGCCUCAAGACACACACACACAUACUUGUGAAGAACUGGAGAUUCUCCAACACACACCCACUCCCACACAGGGGAAUUUGGCCUGUACAAUCAACUAGGGGGGGUUGGAAGUCAUGUUUUUAUAUUGCAGUGUGUUUAUAGAUGGUUAGAAAUGCUUCUGAAAUGGGGGGGGGGGGGGGGACUGAACGUUGUAACGAAGAGAGAAAUGUACGUUAUGAAAUCAGAUCAAAAAGGUUAUUCUGGGCGUCGCUGCGCCAAGCUUUUCUGUGCCGGUAAUACACAGCAAAACGGUGCGGGAUGCUUUUCUGUGCCGGUAAUACACAGCAAAACGGUGCGGGAUGCUUUUCUGUGCCGGUAAUACACAGCAAAACGGUGCGGGAUGCUUUUCUGUCCUCGAGUAAUAAUACAUUUGUGCAUGUUUAACCUUCCCACACUCCUGCAUGUAGGUCUCUCAAAGCUGCCAACUGUACAGCGGACUAUGUAUUCCAAUCAAAUAAAAAAAGCUACUUGUUUGUAACCUUG
Messenger RNA from Oncorhynchus kisutch (coho salmon), 12597 nucleotides. Its product is annotated as leucine zipper protein 1-like. The record is from RefSeq and is a predicted model, not a curated record. NCBI's taxonomy places the organism in Eukaryota, Metazoa, Chordata, Actinopteri, Salmoniformes, Salmonidae. The transcript has 5 exons. Bases 664 to 3927 code for a protein of 1087 amino acids.